Molecule: messenger RNA, 5286 nt
Organism: Nelumbo nucifera (sacred lotus)
Lineage: Eukaryota; Viridiplantae; Streptophyta; Magnoliopsida; Proteales; Nelumbonaceae
Source: RefSeq, a predicted model, not a curated record
AAGUUACAGACGCUUAGAGAGGGAAAUUUUGAAGGCUAUAUUUGAUUUCGUAUAUAAACUCCAAUACUCAUUCUGCGGGGAGAGAGAGAGAGACAGACAGACRGCUCUGAAGAAAGGGGAAAUACCUGCUUCGUUUUUUCAUAAAUUACCUCCGAUCUUCUCGAAAUAGCCGCAGAGAUUCCGAAGCUCUCUUUCUCUUCUUGCGGAUCCGAGUCACUGAAUUUGAGUCUACGUCGUCUGUUCCUCAGUUUUCCUUUUGGAUGAGUUAGAGGAGAUCCAGUCUACAAAAUCGUCAAUGGUGGAACCAGUUAACAUUGUUGUUGGUUCCCAUGUAUGGGUYGAGGAUCCUUUACUGGCUUGGAUUGAUGGGGAAGUUACACGAAUCAAUGGUCAUGAGAUUCAUAUUAACACAACAAAUGGGAAAAAGGUUGUCUCCAAUAUAUCAAAAGUAUUUCCAAAGGAUACUGAAGCUCCACCUGGAGGGGUUGAUGAUAUGACAAAGCUCUCAUAUUUGCAUGAACCUGGUGUUCUGCAGAAUUUGGCUACCAGAUAUGAACUUAAUGAAAUCUAUACAUACACUGGCAAUAUCUUGAUUGCAAUAAAUCCAUUUCAAAGAUUACCUCAUUUAUAUGAUACUCAUAUGAUGGAACAAUAUAAAGGAGCAACAUUUGGAGAGCUAAGCCCCCAUGUUUUUGCUGUUGCAGAUGUUGCAUACAGGGAAAUGAUCAACGAAGGGAAGAGCAACUCUAUUUUGGUUAGUGGAGAAAGUGGUGCUGGUAAAACUGAGACCACAAAGAUGCUCAUGCGAUAUCUUGCAUAUUUGGGUGGGCGAUCUGGAACAGAAGGGAGAACUGUUGAACAACAAGUUCUUGAAUCAAAUCCAGUUUUGGAAGCAUUUGGCAAUGCUAAAACUGUUCGAAAUAACAACUCAAGUCGUUUUGGUAAAUUUGUUGAGAUCCAAUUUGACAAGAAUGGGAGAAUAUCUGGGGCAGCUAUUAGAACCUACCUACUUGAAAGGUCUCGUGUUUGCCAAAUAUCAGAUCCUGAGAGAAAUUACCAUUGCUUUUACAUGCUAUGUGCAGCACCAUCUGAGGAUAUUGAGAAAUAUAAGUUGGGAAAUCCUAAAUCAUUCCAUUACCUGAAUCAAUCCAAUUGCUAUGUGCUGGAUGGAGUAAAUGAUGCCCAUGAAUAUUUAGCAACCAGGAGGGCCAUGGACAUUGUUGGAAUCAGUGARCAAGAACAGGAGGCAAUUUUCAGGGUUGUAGCUGCAAUUCUUCACCUUGGUAAUAUUAAUUUUGCAAAGGGAGAGGAGGUAGAUUCUUCUGUCAUAAAGGAUGAAAAGUCUAGAUUCCAUCUUAAAAUGACAUCUGAACUUCUCAAGUGUGAUGCCCAGAGUUUGGAGGAUGCACUGAUAAAGCGUGUCAUGGUGACACCUGAAGAAGUUAUCACAAGAACUCUUGAUCCUGUUUCUGCAGUGGGUAGCAGAGAUGCUUUAGCCAAAACAAUAUACUCCCGCCUAUUUGAUUGGAUUGUGGAUAAAAUUAACAUUUCAAUUGGACAGGAUCCAAACUCAAAGUCAUUAAUUGGAGUUCUUGAUAUUUAUGGAUUUGAAAGUUUUAAGUGUAAUAGUUUUGAGCAGUUCUGUAUCAACUUUACAAAUGAGAAGCUGCAACAACAUUUCAACCAGCAUGUCUUCAAAAUGGAACAAGAAGAGUACACCAAGGAGGAAAUUAAUUGGAGCUACAUAGAGUUUGUUGACAAUCAAGAUGUCUUGGAUCUUAUUGAGAAAAAACCUGGAGGAAUUAUAGCACUUCUAGAUGAAGCCUGCAUGUUUCCUAAGUCUACGCAUGAAACAUUUGCCCAAAAGCUGUACCAGACAUUUAAAAACAAUAAGCGCUUUAUUAAACCAAAGCUCUCUCGCACCAGUUUCACCAUAUCUCACUAUGCAGGGGAGGUAACAUAUCAAGCUGAUCUGUUUCUGGACAAGAACAAAGAUUAUGUGGUAGCAGAGCAUCAAGAUUUAUUGACUGCUUCAAAGUGCCCAUUUGUAGCAGCUCUAUUUCCUCCACUUCCAGCAGAGUCAUCAAAGUCAUCUAAAUUUUCUUCCAUUGGAUCACGAUUCAAGUUGCAACUUCAAUCCUUGAUGGACACCUUGAGUUCAACGGAACCUCACUACAUCAGAUGUGUAAAGCCUAACAAUGUUCUCAAACCUGCUAUUUUUGAGAACUUCAACGUMAUCCACCAAUUACGAUGUGGUGUAAGUUUAGGCAAGACAAAAGUCUUCCUCAGAGCUGGUCAGAUGGCUGAGUUGGAUGCUCGAAGAGCAGAGGUGCUUGGCAAUGCAGCUAGAAUCAUUCAAAGACAAAUCCGUACAUAUAUUGCUCGUAAAGAGUUUAUCUCCUUACGGAAGUCAGCUAUUCAUUUGCAAUCUCGGUGGCGAGGGAAAAUGGCUUGCAAACUGUAUGAGCAGUUAAGACGUGAAGCAGGUGCUGUGAAGAUACAGAAGAACUUCCGUCGAUAUACUGCCAGGAAAUCCUACAUAAGACUACGGUUAUCAGCAAUUACAUUGCAGACUGGCCUAAGGGCAAUGACUUCAAGGGAUGAAUUCAGAUUCCGGAAGCAAACCAAGGCCACAAUCAUUAUCCAGGCUCGGUGGCGUUGCCACAGGGAUUAUUCAUACUAUAAGAGUCUUCAGAAGGCUGCCCUCAUUUCUCAGUGUGGUUGGAGACGAAGAGUUGCUAGGAGAGAGCUCAGAAAACUCAGAAUGGCUGCUAGAGAAACAGGGGCACUCAAAGAAGCAAAAGACAAACUAGAAAAACAUGUAGAGGAACUUACAUGGCGUUUGCAGUUUGAGAAGCGAUUAAGGACUGAUUUGGAGGAGGCCAAGGCCCUAGAAAUUUCCAAGUUACAAGAUUCUUUGAAUGCUAUGCAAAUACAAGUAGAAGWAGCAAAUGCCAAGGUUAUUAAAGAACGAGAGGYAGCCAGAAAAGCUAUUGAAGAAGCACCACCAGUCAUUAAGGAGACCUCAGUUAUAAUUCAAGAUACAGAAAAAGUUGAUGUAUUAACUGCUGAAGUUGAAAAGCUAAAGGCUUUACUGCUAUCAGAAAGGCAAACAACACAUGAGGCCAAGCAAUCUUAUGCCGAUGCUCAGGCUAAAAAUGAGGAGCUGAUAAAGAAGCUUGAAGAUGCUGAGCGAAAAGUCGAUCAACUUCAGGAUUYUGUUCAUAGGCUUGAAGAGAAACUUUCAAAUAUAGAGUCAGAGAAUCAAGUACUUCGUCAACAAGCACUGGCUAUUUCACCAACUGGAAAAGCAUUAUCUGCUGCACGUCAAAAGAUGACCAUCAUUCAGAGGACCCCAGAGAAUGGAAAUGUUCCAAAUGGAGAAACAAGGGUGGCAUCGGACUUGAGUCUUGCUGUAUCAAAUCCACGGGAGCCUGAAACUGAGGAAAAACCACAAAAGUCACUUAAUGAGAAGCAGCAAGAGAACCAAGACCUACUGAUAAACUGUAUUUCACAAGACCUGGGGUUCUCUGGGGGAAGACCUGUUGCUGCUUGUAUUAUAUACAGAUGCCUUCUUCAUUGGAGAUCAUUUGAAGUUGAAAGAACAAGUGUUUUUGACCGUAUUAUUCAGACAAUAGGUUCAGCUAUAGAGGCUCAGGAUAACAAUGAUCUUUUAUCCUAUUGGUUAUCCAAUUCAUCGACAUUGUUGUUGCUUCUCCAACGCACACUUAAAGCAAGUGGUGCAGCUAGCUGGACCCCACAAAGGCGGAGGUCAACAUCAACUUUAUUUGGGAGGAUGUCUCAAGGCCUUCGAGGAUCUCCACAAAGUGGAUUCUCAUUUCUUAAUGGUCGAAUGCUUGGACUGGAGGACUUAUGUCAAGUAGAAGCCAAAUAUCCAGCAUUGUUGUUUAAGCAACAACUCACAGCCUUCCUUGAGAAGCUAUACGGGAUGAUAAGAGAUAAUCUGAAGAAAGAGAUCUCUCCCUUGCUUGGAUUAUGUAUUCAGGCACCUAGGACUUCAAGGGCAAGUUUAGUGAAAGGACGGUCACAGGCAAAUGCUAUUGCUCAACAAGCUUUAAUUGCUCAUUGGCAAUGCAUUGUGAAAAGCCUAAACAAUUACUUGAAGACUCUGAGAGCCAACUAUGUUCCCCCAUUCUUAGCUCGAAAAGUGUUCACUCAGAUAUUUUCUUUCAUAAAUGUUCAACUAUUCAACAGCCUUCUUUUGCGUCGUGAAUGUUGCUCAUUUAGCAAUGGGGAGUAUGUGAAAGCAGGAUUGGCUGAGUUGGAACAAUGGUGUAAUGAAGCUUCUGAAGAAUAUGCAGGCUCAGCUUGGGAAGAACURAAGCAUAUCAGACAGGCAGUUGGCUUCCUGGUCAUACACCAAAAGCCCAAAAAGACCUUGAAUGAAAUAACAAAGGACCUUUGCCCGGUGCUCAGCAUACAACAAUUAUACAGGAUUAGUACAAUGUACUGGGAUGAUAAAUAUGGUACACACAGUGUAUCUUCAGAUGUUAUUUCAAGCAUUAGAGUCCUGAUGACUGAGGAUUCAAACAAUGCUAUCAGUAGUUCUUUCUUAUUGGAUGAUGAUUCAAGCAUACCAUUCUCCGUGGAUGACAUAUCCAAGUCAAUGCAACAAAUAGACAUAACUGAUAUUGACCCUCCACCUCUGAUGCGUGAAAACUCGGGUUUCGUGUUCCUGUUACAGCGUUCAGAGUGAUGGUGAUCAUGUUGUCCAAUCCCAGCUCCCCGUGCAUUUUGCACUUCCAUGAGCGAGUUACUACAACCUGUGCAUAUAAUCUUAAUUCUCCCACAUAUCAUGUAUUUAUAUAUUUUGUUCAUUCCCGGGGGCCGUCCUUCACGUCCUAUCGAGAAAUGAGGCAUUCAUUUAGAGCCCAUAAUGCUCCAAGCCUGAUACAGUCAACUACAGAAAACAUACGCCAGGGUUUAGCAAGUUGUCAAACCAGAUUGGGCUUGUUCAGAUGAAUCAGAUUGUUGCUUGUUGGGUUCUGUUCAGUGCAUUUCAAAUGUUAUAGUAACCACAUUUCCAGGCGAAUUUCUGUUACAUGUGAAAGCUUUUUGUAAUAUUCAUAUUUAUUCAUUUUAGACGGUCAGGUUUCAGGUAUUUUGUAAAUCAUCCGCACAGUGCGGAUAGCAGGUUAUCCUAGGCAUGUUACCUUAGCUUCUUGUGAGUUGUGACCGUCUUUGUUAUUAGUUGAAACUUGAAAGUUGAAACAUCCACUAUUUUGUGGUACUAUGUUUGUUGAACGAAAAAACAAGAUUAUUAGC